GGCUGGUGGAGAGGGUAGUAGGGGGUGCGCUUACCUUUUGCGUUGGCCGCUUGCGAGAGGCCAAAUAUGGGGCUGGAUGGGGCAGUGGAGGGGUGCAGCCCCCUCGUGACGUCACUUGGUGGCGGCGGUGGCAGCGGCAUUCCCUUGUAAGGAGGGCGAUAUUUCGGGAGCGCGGAGUGGUCGCAACGGAUAUAGUCGCCUGCGCUCACCCAACGACGUUCACUCGCUUACCAGUCGUCAGCUGAGACGGAGCAUAGCGGUCUACCAGGUUAACUAAACAAGAAAGGAUAUCAACAUGUGUGACGACGACGUAGCCGCUCUUGUCGUAGACAAUGGAUCCGGUAUGUGCAAGGCCGGAUUCGCCGGAGAUGACGCUCCAAGAGCCGUCUUCCCAUCCAUCGUCGGCAGACCCCGCCACCAGGGUGUGAUGGUCGGUAUGGGUCAAAAGGACAGCUACGUUGGUGAUGAGGCGCAGUCAAAGAGAGGUAUCCUCACCCUCAAGUACCCCAUCGAGCACGGUAUCAUCACCAACUGGGACGACAUGGAGAAGAUCUGGCAUCACACAUUCUACAAUGAGCUGCGAGUCGCCCCUGAGGAGCACCCCAUCCUGCUCACAGAGGCUCCCCUCAACCCAAAGGCCAACCGUGAGAAGAUGACCCAGAUCAUGUUUGAGACCUUCAACACACCCGCCAUGUAUGUCGCCAUCCAGGCUGUCCUCUCACUCUACGCCUCCGGUCGUACCACCGGUAUCGUGCUUGACUCCGGUGAUGGUGUCUCUCACACAGUCCCCAUCUAUGAAGGUUAUGCCUUGCCCCACGCCAUCCUCCGUCUGGACUUGGCUGGUCGUGACUUGACCGACUACCUCAUGAAGAUCCUCACUGAGCGUGGUUACAGCUUCACAACCACCGCUGAGCGUGAAAUCGUGCGUGACAUCAAGGAGAAGCUGUGCUACGUUGCCCUGGACUUCGAGCAGGAAAUGGCCACCGCCGCUGCCUCCACCUCCCUGGAGAAGUCAUACGAAUUGCCUGACGGUCAGGUGAUCACCAUCGGUAACGAGAGGUUCCGUUGCCCAGAAGCCCUGUUCCAGCCUUCCUUCCUGGGUAUGGAAUCGUGCGGUAUCCAUGAAACCGUCUACAACUCGAUCAUGAAGUGCGACGUCGACAUCCGUAAGGACCUGUACGCCAACACUGUCCUGUCCGGUGGUACCACCAUGUACCCCGGUAUUGCCGACAGGAUGCAGAAGGAAAUCACCGCCCUCGCUCCCUCCACCAUCAAGAUCAAGAUCAUCGCUCCCCCCGAGAGGAAAUACUCCGUAUGGAUCGGUGGCUCCAUCCUCGCCUCCCUCUCCACCUUCCAGCAGAUGUGGAUCUCAAAGCAGGAGUACGACGAGUCCGGCCCAGGCAUUGUCCACCGCAAGUGCUUCUAAACGCCAACCACUCCAACCACCAACACCAACACCACCACGCUACUUAUUCUAUUUAUUUGCUAUUCACUUUUCGUAUUUCUAUCUCGUGAGUGAUUUCGGGUGAACUUCUCUUUAGGGAAGACCGCCGCCGAACACACUACUACUACAACAACCAAAACAAACACACAGACACACACACACAGCAACGCUCUGCUCUGUCGGUCAACGCCAUGUUCAUGACGCAUUAUCACUGUGCAAAUAUUUCGGAAUAAAAAAUCAUUACAAUUUCUUGGUUGACGGAAUCUCUCUUCAGCAAAUUCCCUUCCAACCAUACAUACCAAAGAACAACAAUUAUAAGCUUUUGCCGACAGUUAAAUAAAUAUAUUUAUUAUUUUAAAAUAUUUCAAAUUGAAAUGUCUAUUAUUUGAAUAAAAUUAAUUUAUAUUUAUAUUAUAA
Messenger RNA from Nilaparvata lugens (brown planthopper), 1861 nucleotides. Its product is annotated as actin, muscle. Gene Ontology annotation, biological process: mitotic cytokinesis. The record is from RefSeq and is a predicted model, not a curated record. Bases 296 to 1426 code for a protein of 376 amino acids. The transcript is spliced from 5 exons. NCBI's taxonomy places the organism in Eukaryota, Metazoa, Arthropoda, Insecta, Hemiptera, Delphacidae.